AUGGUCGUGGAUGCAGCGGACCACUGGGAGGCGAAGCCGGACGGCGCCGUGCGGCCAUCGUGGUCAAGACCCGCCCCUGUGAAGCGAGGUUGGCCUCCUUUCGCUGCGUACGGUCGAGCAGAGGGAGGGAGCGGCGCGCCUUCUUUUCGGGGAAGCGGACGCGGAGGCGAUCGAUUUGGGUGGAAGAGGGAGGUGGCGUCUCCGCCGCCUCCCAAACGGAGGGCCGUGUACUCUACCCGACGGUAUCGGCCCGUCCGCGGCGGCGAGGAAGGCUUGCGAGUCGGCGCUUCACCUUCUCAUGCCGGUUAUGCUGGCGAGGAGGGCGGCUUGCUGCCGGCUGUGCUGGAGAAGAAGGUGGUGGCUACAAACGUCGGUGCUGCGGGCUGGUGUCAUCAUGGUCAGAAGGCCAUGGUGGGGAAAGUAUCACACGCUUCAGCUGGGAAUGCGAGUUCGUCGGAAAUCAAUUGGCCAGGGAGGUUCUUUGGAGCACGGAGUGGUCAAUUGGGGAAGAAGCGGUUGGAAUUUCUGCCUCCUGGUGGUGGUUCGGAUGCCUUGGUAGCUUCAAAUGACGACGGAUCCUUGGCGUACUACCGGCAGCCUGCCACUGAAACUGUGGGGGCUACGAUGAACGUGGAUGCUAGUCUGGAUGGAGAAGGCCAGGAAUUGGAAGAGGGUGAGAUUGCAGACACAAUGGAAAUAUCUGAAGGUAUGAUCAAGCAUGAUGCUUCAAGUAGACCAAUGAAGGGCGAGGAAUUGGAGGAGGGUGAGAUCGCUGCCAGUCCCACCAUGGACAUUCUGGGAGUUAUGAACACGGAUACUUCGUAUGCAGAGGGCCAGGAAUUAGAGGAGGGUGAGAUUACUCCCGCCAUGGACACCGCAGAAUUCAUGAACGAGGAUACCUUGAACGGAGUAGUAGAUGGCCAGGAGUUUGAGGAGGGUGAGGUUACUACCACCAUGAAUAUUCUGGAGUCUACAAACACUUUUCAUGGAGCAGUGGAGCAGGAGGUCCCGGAAUUAGAGGAAGGUGAGAUUGCUGCCACAAUGUGCAUUACAGAGUCUGCGAACAAGGAAUCUUCGGAUGGAACAGUGAAGAAGAUCCAGGAAUUAGAGGAAGGUGUGAUUGUUGCUACCAUGGAUGUUGUGGAAUCUAUGAACAAUCAAUCUUUGGAUGGAGUAGUGGUGGCUCAGGAAUUGGAGGAAAGUGAGAUUGCUGGCAUGGACACUGUGGAAGAUACGAACAAGGACACGUUUGUUGGACCAGUAGAGGACCGGGAAUUGGAGUGUGAGAUUGUUGCCAAGGGGCAUGGUCAAGAGCCGGAUGAUGGUGAGAUUGCUGCCAAGGAGCAUGAUCAAGAGCCGGGUGAUGGUAAGCUUGCUGCCAAGGGUCAUGGUCAAGAGCCAGAUGAUGGUAAGCUUGCUACAAAAUCAGACCGUAUCGUCCAACAGUCUGUUAAUGUUAAACCGUGUGGCUCUACAAGUGGCACGAUGAGAAGUAAGAUAAGACUCACACCUAGAAAAACAGUCAGGCCACCUGUAAUAGUAAAUGAUACUAUGUCACAGCUGGUACCUCUGCGUAGACCCCUUUUCACUACAACUGCUAGCGUGAAGAAGCUCAAGGCAGAACCUGCUAAAGCAAAUCAAACUAUGCCACAGCUGGUACCUCUGCGUAGACCCCUUUUCACUACAACUGCUACCGUGAAGAAGUUCGAGGCAGCUGAAACUAAACCUGUUCCCAUCAAUCUUGCCUCUGCAUCUGCAUCGGCUAGAAAGGAUAAUCGUAAAUUCAAAUAUAUGUUCACUACCGAGGAGAAACUGAAGGGCAAAAGGGCCGUCUACUUGGAAGAUGAUGAUAUUUUGAAGGCAGUUGCUGUCCAUGAAGGAAAGCUUGAGCUGUGCCUAGGUGUUCCCUCAUCCGUUCUUUCUGUAUCGCGCCAUAGGAAACAUGGAGGAGGACAGAAAGCUGAUCCUCGCCGCAGAGCCGGUAUGAUGUGCAGGAGAUUUGAGUUCUUAUGCAGGUUCCUUGCUCAAGCCGUGAAGCAGAGGUCAAUGGAGCUUCGGAGAAUUGACCUUGCAGCUGAUCAAGUCAUCAAGAAACUUCCAGACUACAGGAAACAUGGGUCGAUUAUGGGCGAGGUUGCUGGAGUUGAAGUGGGCGAUGAGUUCCUCUUCAGAGUAGAGCUGGCCAUUGUUGGUCUUCACAACCCCUUCCGGGCAGGCAUUGACACCACCAAGGACACCGACGGCGAGCCAAUUGCAGUAAGCAUAGUUGCUUCAGGAGGUUAUCUUGACGAAUUUUCUAGCUCGGGGGACCUGGUAUACACCGGCUCUGGAGGAAAGGCUGGCGGCGCCGACCAGGAUGGGGAUCAAAAGCUUGAGCGCGGGAACCUUGCCUUGAGGAAUUGCAUCAAAAGAGAGAUACCUGUCCGAGUAACGCAUGGCUUCAAGAGUCAAGAUAGAGAAGAAGGCAGUCAUUCGAAAGGCAAAGAAAUCUCGAAAUUCAUCUAUGAUGGGCUGUACCAUGUGGUUAGUUGCUGGCAAGAAGGUGUACCAGGUUCGAGGGUCCUCAAGUACAGACUACGAAGGAUUCCGGGACAGCCUGAACUUCCUCUGAACGUUGCUAAAUGGUUGCGGAAAUCUGCCCGUUCCUAG
Messenger RNA from Lolium perenne, 2649 nucleotides. The record is from RefSeq and is a predicted model, not a curated record. NCBI's taxonomy places the organism in Eukaryota, Viridiplantae, Streptophyta, Magnoliopsida, Poales, Poaceae.